GAAUUAAUUUAAACUCUUAAAUUCAAUAUUUUAUAAUUUAUAAUAUUCAAUAAUUUAAAUAAUUUUUUAAACAAAACAUUUAGUAUGACUGCUAUACCAGUUCACAUUGAAGGAUGGAGUCUAAAUAAGAUUUUAGGUUCUGGAGGAUUUGGUAUUGUUGAACUUUGGACACAUGAAAGUGGUAAAAAAAUUGCAAUUAAGAUAUGUAAACGAGAUGUUAAACAAUUAAAAGAAACACAACGAAAAAGAUGGAUUCAUGAAGUACAGAUAAUGAAACGUUUGAAGCAUCCAAAUAUUGUUAAAGGAUUAGAUUUACCAUUUAAACAUCCAGAUGAUAAAGUAGAUUUACCUUUAUUAUGUAUGGAAUUUUGUAGUAAAGGUGAUCUAAGAAAGAUUUUAAAAAAGACAGAAAAUUGUUGUGGUGUUAGUGAAAAAGAAGCAAUUAAUGUAAUGAAAAAUAUUUCUUCUGCAGUAGAAUAUUUACAUUCUAAUAACAUUACUCAUCGUGAUCUAAAACCUGAGAACAUAGUUCUACAAGAUGAAUAUAACAUUAUUUCAUAUAAAUUAAUAGAUUUGGGAUAUGCGAAAGAACUUGGAGAAGAUAGUACCUCUGGAUCUUUAGUAGGUACAUUAAAUUAUAUAGCUCCAGAACUACUAUGGAAAUUAACAUAUAGUUGUUCUGUUGACUAUUGGAGUUUAGGUAUUCUCUUUUAUGAACUUAUCACUGGAACAAGACCAUUUCUACCUAAAAUGCAACAUACUAUGUCAUGGAUGCAACAUAUUAAAAAUAAAAAAUAUGAUGAUAUUUGUGCUUUUAAAUCAAAAGGAAAAAUAGUUUUCGCUCAAGAUAUUGUUGGUCCUACAAAUUUAUCUAAUAACCUUCGAAAUAAGUUGGUACAAUGGUUUAAAGUUGUUUUACAAUGGGAUCCAAAGAAAAGAGGGAAACAACAUGAAAGUGGAGUAACGAAGUUAGUGGUAUUUGAAUUGUUGCAUUCUAUUCUAUCAAAACAGAUAGUCUACGUAUUUGCUGCAUCAAUGUAUAAAACUAAUGCAUAUGAAGUAGAUAGUACUACUAAGAUUACAGAUUUGCAAUCUAUGAUUGAAAAGGAUACUAAUAUACCAUUAAAUCAACAAACUUUAACAGAUUACUUUGGUAAAGUUCUUAUUGAAAAUCAAAUACCACUUUUAUCACAAAUUCAGGAUUCAGUUUUAUUCGUUUUUAAAAAUGAAAGUCCUUUAAAAGAGAACAUUCCUAUGCCAGUUAUUCCUAUAGAAAUUCAAAAAAUGGUAAAAUUGCCAAAAAAUCAAUUAGAUUUUGAAACAUUGCAAGAUUAUUACAAAGUAUCAAUAUUUUUUGUCAAUCAGGAAAUAAAUUUGUUUCGACUGUUUUUUUUUGCCUUAACUAUAAAAGUCGAUUUGGUAAUCACAAGACUUGAUACAUUUAAUAAAGAUAUAAUAAAUACAUUAAUAAAUAUAAAUAAGUUUUUAAAUGAGGUAUCUACAGUUUGUAAUAAAUGGAAAGAAGAAUAUAUAGAUAAGGAGAAGCUAACAGCUUUGGAAAUUAAUUAUAAAAAAGUUACUAAACUUGUUAAGGCCGCUGAUCAAAUAAAAUUAAAAUUUGAUCUACUAAUACAAGAAAGCAGUAAAUUAAAUGAUGCAGUGAAAUCUAUUGAUUACAUUAAAGAUAUGUUUCAAAUAUAUAAUAAAAUCACAGAAAUUUAUGAAUUACAUAAAGAUGAAUACUCUCAUAAAGAUAUAAGACCAACGGAGGUAGCAAAAUUAAUUUUUGAAUUCUUAAAAAUACAAGGAGAACAAUUUUGCAAUAUUUUUGGAAUUAUAAAACAAGUAGCGAAAUUAGAAUCAAAACUCCGAACAUUGGAAAUGAUUUUUAAUUCAGUUAUUGCUUUGAAGACAGUGUAUUGUGAAGAUUUUCAAAAUAUAACACAACGAUCUCUUGAUAACAUCUCUAAUGAAAAAUGUUUAAAAAAUGAAACUACAAAUAUUCUAUCAAAUAUAGAAGUGUCAAAUGAAUUUAAUAGUAAUCAAUCUUUAAAUAUGUCUAAUAUUAAACAUCAAGAAAUGAUGGAUGUACAGAAUGAUGUGAUAUAUGAUAACUUAAUAAUACGUUAUACAUUGGAUAAUCUUUUAAUGGAAAUGCAAAAUAGAUAUAUGGACCUACUUAGUUUAGAAUUAUAAAUAUAUGGUGGGAAAUAUUAAAAUAUUUCUAUAAAAUAUACUUUUAGAAACUUAUUUAAUUAUUUGCAUUAAUCACUGCAGCAAUGUUAUUGCUGUGUGAUUCUUGAUGCUCUUGAAAUAUAAUGUCGUACACCCCAUUUAAUAUUAGCAUCUUUGUCUGUUUUGAGAUAUGUAUAAACAGGACCAUUUAUUAUAUUUUUCUGUUUUAUCUUCCAUCCAAUGUUAUUUGACGAUAUUGAAUGAUCUGAAAAUGAUUAUAUAUCAAUAUAAAACAUGUUAAAAUACUUUAUUAAAAUAACACCAAAAUUUUAUUUUAUGUGCUGGUCUAAAAUUGGCUGUGAACAAGAGGUAUGAUAAUAUAUAAAUAUGUAAUAUAUACAGUGCCAUUAAAUAGUUCAUCUUUAAGGCAAAUAUUAAAGUUGUUUUGUAAAGUAUCAUAUGUUAUGCAAAAAUAAUAAAUAAUUUUUUCAAGAUAUUUUAUAUUUAUCUUUCCACACAUAUGACAUUUUAUGUGAAAUUUUUAGUAUAUGUUUAUGAUUAAUAUGAAGUAAUUUAAUAUAUAUAACAUAUAUUUAUGUAUACAUAUCGCAUACGUACGAUGAAAGUGAUACAGCUUGAAAUAGUAUUUUCUAGAAGAAACAAAACGAUGUAAUUUGAAAUAUAAUGUAAUUAAAUAUACACUUAUUCACAAUAAUAACCAGGAUAAAACACAAUAAAAUAUAUUUAUAGAA
Messenger RNA from Frieseomelitta varia, 2927 nucleotides. It is a transcript of the gene IKKbeta, whose product is annotated as inhibitor of nuclear factor kappa-B kinase subunit beta-like. Gene Ontology annotation, biological process: peptidyl-serine phosphorylation; positive regulation of transcription by RNA polymerase II; tumor necrosis factor-mediated signaling pathway. The transcript is spliced from 13 exons. The coding region runs from base 85 to 2196 and encodes 703 amino acids. Gene Ontology annotation, molecular function: ATP binding; IkappaB kinase activity. Lineage: Eukaryota; Metazoa; Arthropoda; Insecta; Hymenoptera; Apidae. Gene Ontology annotation, cellular component: IkappaB kinase complex; cytoplasm. The record is from RefSeq and is a predicted model, not a curated record.